CACAAUCGACACAUUUAUAUUCCUUGCAAACCUAACGCUGCUGCCUCUGUUUCUCGGAGUUUGUCCCCAGACAAGCCUCGAUGAUCGUACCCGAUGCGUCAUCUAGUGUGAUUCUCCGAUCUCCGCUACAGGCUUGUCUGCCAAAGUUGGUAGUGGUUGCGGAUCUUCCUGCCGAGACCGUGAUGAUAAAGGAACAACUCCUGUCUCGGUGACAAGAGCAUUUCUAUUUUCUGGCUCGUUGAGAGUUGGAUACGUCAGAUACUAUCGAAUCCAUACGUUUUUCAGUCAUGGCUAC
Geodia barretti is the source of this 295-nucleotide messenger RNA. Lineage: Eukaryota; Metazoa; Porifera; Demospongiae; Tetractinellida; Geodiidae. The record is from the annotation of a GenBank genome assembly.